AUGCCAGGCCGACUCGAAGGACAGGUCGCUCUGAUCUCAGGACAUUCGCAAGGGUUCGGGCGAGGGAUCUUGGAGACGUUCGUGAGAGAAGGUGCAAAGGUGGUGGGUGUAGAUUUGCAAGCGCAGCCUGGCCCCGUCUCAGGCUACGGCGAAGAUCAGGCACACCAGAUUCAAGGCAAUGUUGCCGAAGCAUCGACUUGGCAGAAUGCUCUUGAUACAACUGUCGCUUGUUUUGGACGGCCUCCUUCCAUCAUAGUCCAUAACGCUGGUUGGUCUUAUCCCAACAAGUCAGGCCUCGAAGUCACGGAGAGCGAGUUCAGCCGCCUUUUCGACAUCAAUGUAAAGAGCAUAUUUCUAGCCUCGAAGAUACUCAUUCCCGAAAUGAAGAAGAACAGCCCCGGGUCCACGGUCGUUAUAUCCAGCGAGAAUGCCCUUCGUCCUGGUGCAACUCAAACAUGGUACAACGCCACCAAGGCUGGCGUCUCAUCUGCAACUAAAUCAAUGGCUCUGGAAUUUGCGCGCGAUCAAUUGCGCUUCAAUACGAUCUGCCCGACCUCAGGGAAUACACCCCUGCUGAACAAGUUUGCUGGUAUCGCUGAUGGCCCAGUUCCGGCCGAGAUCAUUAGGGCCAAGUGCGACCCUAUACCAAUUGGUCGUCUUGUUGAGCCUUCUGAUGUUGCUAACGUGGCUUUGUUCCUCGCUGAGCCCGCGAGUUCGAUCAUAAGCGGCAUUGAAGUACUUGUAGAUGGUGCUCGCUGCGUUUGA
Messenger RNA from Zasmidium cellare ATCC 36951, 765 nucleotides. RefSeq lists its product as uncharacterized. The coding region runs from base 1 to 765 and encodes 254 amino acids. The record is from RefSeq and is a predicted model, not a curated record. Lineage: Eukaryota; Fungi; Ascomycota; Dothideomycetes; Mycosphaerellales; Mycosphaerellaceae. The transcript has 2 exons.